This is a messenger RNA of Pristis pectinata (smalltooth sawfish), 4434 nucleotides long. RefSeq names its product centromere protein J-like. Gene Ontology annotation, biological process: centriole elongation; cilium assembly. Gene Ontology annotation, molecular function: tubulin binding. The transcript is spliced from 19 exons. The record is from RefSeq and is a predicted model, not a curated record. Gene Ontology annotation, cellular component: centriole; centrosome; nucleus. Lineage: Eukaryota; Metazoa; Chordata; Chondrichthyes; Rhinopristiformes; Pristidae. The coding region runs from base 222 to 3983 and encodes 1253 amino acids.
UUUAACGUCUCAAAAUGGCGGUAGAUUUGAGAGCGGUUUGGAACAGUUGGGAUUGUCGUUAAACCGCCGUUCGGGUGCGUGCUGGUUAGGUGGUGGUUGCAGGGCUCGACCCAGAAACAUUACGGAGAAUUAAGGGUAAAUAUUUCUCCUUGUGCAAAAUAGUGAAAUGCUCGGGACUUCAGAGGAAGAUCUGAAGUUUUCCACAUGAUCCAGGUAGUUUGAUGGAGACUUCUGAAGUGUCUGCAAUUAUUAACAAUCAGAGGCAAAACUUCUUGGCUGAGUGGACAACAAAUGUUACUCGUGCAGGAGUAAUACUGAAUCCUCCUUUUUGCUUCAGUGAUGUAUACACCUCUCCUCGGGAGUGCAGAAGUAUAAAUGAUUCUUUCACUACUGAGUUCGCUCCACUUCAGUACUCAAACAACAGCAGCUGCUUCAGCUUAGAUUCUCUUCAUAAUGAGCCUCUUUUGGAGGCAGACACACAGAACGGAACUGAACAACCUGCUUUUGAUAUAAAUGGUUUAUUGUCUUCGGAUCUUCAUCCAAAUAUAACACAGCACACUAUUCCUUCACAAAAUGGUUUAUUAUCAUGUAACAGUGUGGCAGGAAAGCAAGCCACUGAGAAGAUUGUUUGUAAUAAUGCACUCGUGCAAAGACUUGAACAGUUAAAAGAGUGGCAACAGGAAAGGCAAGAGGAACUGAAGAAACAACAUCUAGAGCAGCUCCAGCGACUGGUAGAUGAACAACAAACACUACUGGGUCUUAUUGGUACACAAGGAUACACAGAGACUUUAAAUAGCUUGGAUGAUGUUGAAAAAAAAAUUCCAGUUAAAGUUGUCCUGCAACAAGAUGGGCAUGUGGCACAAGAGAAUGCUGUCCCUGAGGGUGAGGCUGAAGUUCACAGUGAAGACAGUGCUGCAUCAACAUCUUCAAGAGAAUCUUUAAAUAUACAUCAAAGUAAUACAGAUUCUACAAGGGCAACAUCUGUUCAAAGCCCAUCUGAAAAAACUUGUUCUUAUGAUCCACCAUCAUUUACAACUCUAGAAGAAAGACCAAUCAAACCAGGUGUAAGUGGAGGAAAAGAAACUUUUGAAGAAUUCCUGGAGAAGCAGAUGAGAAUGGAAGAACAGAGGUUGCAACGACAACAAACUUGGAAAGCCAUAAAUACUGGCUCUACCCGGCUUGUCAACAAACCAAAGGCAAUUGGUAAAGGAAAGAGCAACUCUGCAUUGUGUCUUAAAAAAGCAGCUGUUUUAGGAAAUGUAAUGAAGAAUAAUGUCUUCCAGUCACCUCAUCAGGCAGAGGAAAUAAUAAAUGCAUCAGAAGGUCAUGUUCAAAAUGUCCAUAAAACUGAAAAUGUAAAUGUGGUUCAGGAGUACGAACAAACGACAAAACAGAUCGAACAAAUUGCAGCGAAAACUUUGCAUAAACUAACAUCACUGCAUAAAGCUGAGAGGUUGCAGAAAAAUGCAGGAAAUAUACUUCCUACUUGCCCAAUUGAUGGACCUACAAAUGGAUUUGAAAAUUCAUUUGAGAUAUCAUUUCAGAAAAAGAUGGAGAACUGGAAUAAGGAAAAUGAGAAGGAAAUUGUUGAAUUGAAUGAGUUUGAGUUUUUGGAGCAAGCAGCUGAAGAACUUUCCUUCUCCAGUAAUUCUUCCUUUGUGCUAAAAAUGGCACACCAUGAUUGGCAAUAUAAUAAAGAACGCAGAUUGUCCUCCACCCCAAUAAAAUCCGUUCAACAUAAUCAAAUGUUUGAAAAAUCAAGUGACACAAAGAACAACAGAAAUAUGGAUGAUGGCGAUAAAGAGAGUGAAAAGAUCACAAGUGUUUUUGAUCUACCGAUUGGCAACGAAGCUCUAGCUCAAAAUGUUGGAUGUGAUUCUCAAGAAGAUCAGUAUAGUAUUUGUGAUACCACUUCAAAUUCAGAGGUGGAUCUUGAUUCUACACUGACAAAUGAAAAUCAAACACAGAAGCAGAAGAUCUGUAAUAGUGACAAAGAAGAUGAUCCUAAAUCUAUGUGUGGAAAACAACCAACAGACAGUCUCAAUAAAGAUAAGAACAUGGACACAGAUCUUGACUUGUCAUCUGAUGAUGAUGAUGAUGAUGUCAAAAUGUUGACUGUGAUAGAAAAAGAUAAACUUGAGUUGAGCCAGAAAGCAGAUUCCUCUCUUUUUAAUUCUGAAGGUAACUUAUCUUUGCAGCAAGAAAAGGUUGAAUUUGAUGAUGACCAAACAUGGACUGACCAAGAAGAAGCUGAAGAUAGCUCAAUGGAGAAUGUUCAUACUUCUACAUUAGUAACUCAAAAUUUUUCUUCUGGUAAAGUUACUGAGGACAAAGUUAUGAGAAGAAAAAUUGCUUCUGCCAAGAAAGGAGAGGCUGAGGGUGAAAAAAAUUUGAACAAGUUUGGAGAAUCACCUCCUACAUCUGAUCUAAUAGCAAGAUUAUUUCCUUCACUGAAACCCAAGGCAAAGCCUGGGUUGCAUCAAGGGCAGGAACAGAAAUCUGAAGUCGUGAAUGACAAACCAUUAGGUAGUGGUAUCCAGUCCAAGUUAAUGAAGGAUAAACUAUUAGAAUUGGAAUCUGAAAUUAACCAAUUUCGAGCAGAAAAUUCUACAUUGGCUAAACUCCGAGAUGAUCGGGAAAAAGCCAUGAUGGACCUCAGGAAAGAAAUUGCGGACUUCGAACGUAAGAAAGCUGAGGAGCUGACUCAAUUGGAAGAAUACAAAAAAGAGGAAUUAAAGCGACUACAAAAGGAGCGAAUGGUUUUUGAAAAAUAUGCUGCAGCAGCAAGAGCCAUUCCUGACAAAAAGGAAAGAGAAGAGAUAAAGGUUCUGAAACAGCAGAUUGUAGACUUGCAAGAAGAACUGAAACGGAAGGAACUAAGAUGGUCAAGUACUUACACAAGGCUUCGAAAUCAGAUUGAUGCACUUACCAAGGAAAACCAAGAACUUCGAGAUGAGGUUAAAAUAAUGGAAAGACUUCGGUUGGAAACCUGGAAGAAAGCUGAUACUGCAAUUGAGAAGAAAACUGAAAACUCACUUCCACAGCUUAUGAAAACUGAUAUGGUUCCUUUAGAUGCUAGGAAAAAGGAAACUGAUUCUUUGAUCAAACAGAGAAAUGGAGGCAGAACUCCAAAAGCAUCAGGAAAUAAAAGUUCAUACAGAAUUGAACAGACUUCCCCAAGAAACAAUAAAUUGACCCAUGCUGUGAAAACCUCUGAUCCUGCAAUGACCAGAAAUGGCUUGAAGGAAAGUUCAGUGUCUUUAGUGCGGAAUGUGGAAAACACUAAUAUGAAUGAUACUGCAGUGUCUGGAAUGAAUCUUUCGGUGUCUUGUGAAAAUGUACUUAAUGAAGAGCAGGUCUCAGCACCAGCUAAUUCAUGUCUUGAUUUCAAUGGGGCCAAGGAUGAAAUUCAAGAGGAGAUUAAAUACUCAGAUGGAAAGGUCGAGCAAGUGUUGAGAAGUGGACGUCAUAUAAUCAUUUUCUGUAAUGGUACACGGAAAGAAGUUAGCGCCGAUGGAAAGACCAUUAAAGUAACCUUCUUCAAUGGGGACAUAAAGCAGAUGAUGUCAGACCAGACUGUAAUAUACUACUAUGCAGAUGCCCAGACAACGCACACGACUUACCCUGAUGGUCUUGAAGUUUUGCAGUUCCCAAAUAAUCAACUGGAGAAACAUUACCCAGAUGGCAGAAAGGAAAUCACCUUUCCAGACCAGACCAUUAAAUACUUGUUUGCAGAUGGUCAUGAGGAGAGUGUGUUUCCUGAUGGAACAAUAAUACGUGUGCAGCUUGAUGGUACCAAGAUAAUUGAAUUUAAUAAUGGACAAAGGGAAAUACAUACACCAAGCUACAAAAGACGGGAGUAUCCUGAUGGAACUGUUAAAACAGUACAUCUAAAUGGCCAGCAGGAAACAAAGUACAGCUCAGGAAGAGUGAGAAUAAAAGACAAGGAAGGCAAUAUAAUCAUGGACAGUAAACCCCACUGAUUUUAUUUUAAAAUGUACUUGGCAUUCUUCAACGUUUGAAAAAUAUGACAGUUAUUGUAAAGAAUUUCAUAUGCUAGUAUUUUUGUAAACACUUGUAUGAAAAUGUUAUGUGAGCUUUAAAUGUUUAUAGAAUGGAUUUAUUGAAUUAUGUAUGUUAAGUACUGAAUUGAGGUAAAAGUAUAAAUGAUAAAGUGAACAGUAUCUGGAGUUUGCAGUAAUCUUGUUCGAAGCACAUUCAUGGUAUCCAUUAAGACAAUUUUGCUAUAAAACAAGUUGAUUUUUUUUAAAAAAAGUUAUGGCCCUAUGAUUUUAACCCCACAACAACAGUUGAGUAUUAUAAAUCCACCAAAACUGCAUUUAUCACUUCUAACAAUUACCUUUUUGUGCUGGCAUAUUUUCCAACUGUUGCACCAUACAUAGCUUACAUUUCUCCAUAGACCAGAAGUUGAGA